AAGAAAUGGAAAUGUUACAGUUGGAAUUAGGUGUCAAAUUUAAUGAGCACUAUUAGACAGAGUGAGAAGCCAGGAUAGGAACUCCACACAACAAACCUCACUUCAUAUUUUGGCUAUCAUCAUCAUGAACUCUCCCACUUCAAUUAUUCUGAUAGAGUUCUUGAUGAUCAUAAACUGUUUCUCAUUUCUCUCCAUUAUUAAUGCUCAACAACCUUAUGAUUUCUUCUACUUUGUUCAGCAGUGGCCAGGAUCGUAUUGUGACACCAAACAAAGCUGUUGUUACCCAACCACAGGGAAGCCCAAAUCAGACUUUGGCAUCCAUGGACUAUGGCCUAACAGGAAUGAUGGUUCUUACCCAUCAAACUGCAACUCCAGCAAUCACUAUGAUGAAUCCAAGAUCUCAGACUUGAUGAGCAGAAUGCAUGAAGAAUGGCCGACACUGUCUUGCCCAAGUAAUAAUGGCUCAGCAUUUUGGUCACAUGAAUGGGUCAAGCAUGGUACCUGCUCCCAGUCCGUCCUCACCCAACGCUCCUACUUUGAAUCCGCUUUGAAGCUUAAGAACCAAAUUGGUUUGCUCCACCUUCUUCAGAAAGCAGGAAUCCAACCAGAUGGAAGGACUUAUAGCUUGGGUGACAUAGAACAGGCAGCCCUAGACGGGUUUGGACAUGAAGUCGGGAUAGAAUGCAAUACUGAUGCAAAUGGUGAAAGUCAAUUGUACCAAGUUCUUAUCUGUGUUGAUCCUUCAGCUUCUAGGGUCAUUGAGUGCCCUGGUCUUCCCAACGGACAUUGUUCUUCCACUAUCAAGUUCCCUUCAUUCUAGUAGUCGUGACAAUUUUUCGAGUACCCUUUCAUCCAAAUUUAUUGUCAGAUCAAAUAAGGGGCUUUCAUUGAUCCCUCCUAAACAAUGUUGUAGGGGAGGAAUGUGUUAUAUCAAUAAUUGAAUACCAAAAUCUACCAUUAUAUGAAUUACGAGGUUAAUUGGCCCC
This is a messenger RNA of Cuscuta europaea, 986 nucleotides long. The record is from the annotation of a GenBank genome assembly. NCBI's taxonomy places the organism in Eukaryota, Viridiplantae, Streptophyta, Magnoliopsida, Solanales, Convolvulaceae.